Messenger RNA from Humulus lupulus (European hop), 2094 nucleotides. Its product is annotated as serine/threonine-protein kinase PEPKR2. The record is from RefSeq and is a predicted model, not a curated record. The transcript is spliced from 4 exons. Gene Ontology annotation, molecular function: calmodulin binding; ATP binding; calcium/calmodulin-dependent protein kinase activity. Lineage: Eukaryota; Viridiplantae; Streptophyta; Magnoliopsida; Rosales; Cannabaceae. The coding region runs from base 340 to 1746 and encodes 468 amino acids. Gene Ontology annotation, cellular component: nucleus; cytoplasm. Gene Ontology annotation, biological process: protein autophosphorylation; intracellular signal transduction; peptidyl-serine phosphorylation.
AUUCAUUCAUUUAUUUAGUUCUCUCUAUCUUAUAUCCACUCUACCUUACUUUUUCUAGCUUUUGUGGGAUCUUUUGCAUCGUUAUGUAAAAUCUUCCCCAAAUACCGUAACAUGAUAUUUCUAGGGUUUCAGCCUCGAUCUUCCACCUUGCUAUCUAAAUAUUUCUGAAAUUUGUUUCUGUACUUGUCCAUCCUCGCUGAUUUCUGCAUCUCUAUUCUCUCUUCCUGGAACAUUGAAAUCGAAACGACAUUGGUUUAUUGCACAAAAAUCGGAACCCAGAAUAGUGUCUUCGGAUAUCUAUGCAAUUUACGCGCGGUUCUUUGUAGAAAUUCAUAAUUGAUGAGGAAGAAGAGGAAAGGAAGUGAAACAGACCCAUGUCCUAAUGUACCAGAAAUUCUAUCUUCAACCCACCAUUCACAAUCAUCGAUUAUUACCUCGCAUUAUUCAUUAGAGGAUUAUACUAGGCUGAGGAAGAGGUGUAAAGAAGAUUCUAGUAACGAGCCAGUUGCUUCCUAUAAAAGUAGGCUUGCAGGUGUUGCUACUGCACCACCUUGCGGGGCUUCAUCUUUAGGCACACCUGGGAGGGGUGUUAAGAGAAAAAUCGGUUGCAUCGAUGUCGCUACUCAAACGGGUAGGAAGAAUAAGAUAGAAAAUGACUAUGUAUCAGGUGCCACAAUCGGUCAUGGAAAGUUUGGUUCAGUUCGAUUGUGUCGAUCUAGGGCUAGUGGUGCAGAAUUUGCAUGUAAGACUUUGAAGAAGGGAGAGGAAACAGUUCAUAAAGAGGUGGAGAUAAUGCAACAUUUAUCUGGUCAUCCUGGAGUUGUCACGUUACAAGCGGUGUAUGAGGAUUCCGAGUCUUUUCAUCUUGUCAUGGAGUUGUGCUCUGGGGGACGCUUGAUUGAUCAGAUUUUGGGAGAGGGUCGAUAUUCAGAACACCGUGCUGCUAAUGUAUUCAAGGAAGUCAUGUCAGUUGUCAAGUACUGUCAUGAUAUGGGGGUUGUUCAUAGAGACAUAAAGCCUGAGAAUAUUCUUCUUACAACUUCGGGAAAGAUAAAGCUUGCCGAUUUUGGGCUUGGCAUGAGAAUAACAGAUGGUCAGCAUUUGACUGGGUUAGCUGGAAGUCCUGCUUAUGUUGCACCAGAGGUUUUGACAGGAAAAUAUUCUGAGAAGGUAGAUAUCUGGAGUGCUGGUGUUCUGCUACACGUUCUUCUGGUGGGUGCCCUGCCAUUUAAAGGAGACUCCGUAGGAGUUUUUGAGGCAAUUAAGACUGUGAAGCUUGAUUUCCACACUGGGGUUUGGGAAUCAGUAUCUAAACCUGCACGAGAUCUUAUUGGAAGGAUGCUGACAAGGGAUGUCUCUGCAAGAAUUACAGCUGAUGAAGUUUUAAGACAUCCAUGGAUACUAUUCUAUACUGCGCGUACCUUAAAAACACUUCCUUUGAAGACUAGAAUGAAGAACCAACUUGGAGCACCUUCCCGUCAACAUGCUAUUAGAUCCAGAUUAAAAUUUGAUCGAAUCAGGAUUGAAGAUGGUUCUUUCAAUGAUAAUUCAAGUUCAUUUUCUUCUUCUGAUAGUUGCAAGUCAGCAGAUCAGGAUGAUAGUGAGCUGGUAGAUGCACUGGCCACUGCAGUUUCACGGGUGAGAAUCUCUGAGCCAAAAAGGAGCAGAUUGUGUGUUCCCACAGGUCCAAUUGAGCAGCAGCGUUCAUCUAACCUAAAUGCUAACAAUCUCUGUAAAGCAUUUUGAUCUUGCUGACAACAAACUGACGCCGGUAUCACGAUCUCCUAUCUUUUUAAGCUGGGGAACUGAAUUUAGCCUGCCCCGGUGGAAUUAUUAUCAGAGGGCAAAUGGUGAUAACAAUCUGACGAAUUUAUAUUAAAAUGGUAAUUCGGGUGUCCUUUAUAAUGCUUUAGAACCCACUAUGACCUCUUCUUUUAAUAUCUACCACAUGUGCUGUUUUUAACCUAAUAAUGUUUUAACCUGAUGAACUGAGAGAAUCCAUGUACAGAUUGUGUAUAUAGAAUGCUGGAGUGUUUUCCUCUCAUUUGUAUAAAUAUUAGUUAUUAAUAAUAAUCUAGUGAUUAGAUAUUUUUA